GGGGUUGCUCCGGCCUAGGCAGGCUCCGGGGCUGGCAGAGGGGCUCCGGUGCGGAGCGCGCGCUGCGCCCUCCCCCUCCUGCCAGGACUCCGCAGCGGCGCGGAGAGGGGGGGCGCUGCGGAGCCGGGGGGCGGGGGCUAAAAAUACCGGGCGGCGGCGGCGGCGGCGGCGGCGGCGGCGGCGGCGCGGCGAUUGCUGGGGCUGCGGGGUUGCGGGGCUGCGGGCCGGGGAGGCCGUGCGGGGCCAGGCUGGGCCCCGCUCACCGACAUGCUGACCUUCUUCCUCGUCUCCGGGGGAUCGCUCUGGCUGUUCGCGGAGUUCAUUCUCUCACUUCUGGAGAAGAUGCAGACCCAGGAGAUCCUGAGGUUGCUGCGGCUGCCUGAGCUGGGUGACUUGGGCCAGUUUUUCCGCAGCCUCUCAGCCACCACCCUCGUGAGUGUGGGUGCGCUGGCCGCCAUCCUCGCCUACUGGUUCACUCACCGGCCAAAGGCCCUACAACCGCCAUGCAACCUCCUGAUGCAGUCGGAGGAAGUGGAGGACAGUGGCGGGGCCCGGCGAUCUGUGAUCGGCGACGGCCCUCAGUUGCUCACCCACUACUACGAUGACGCCAGGACCAUGUACCAGGUGUUCUGCCGUGGGCUCAGCAUCUCAGGGAAUGGACCCUGUCUUGGCUUCAGGAAGCCGAAGCAACCUUAUCAGUGGCUGUCCUACCAGGAGGUGGCCGACAGAGCUGAAUUUCUAGGGUCUGGACUUCUCCAACACAAUUGUAAACCAAGUACAGAUCAGUUCAUUGGCGUUUUUGCACAAAAUCGGCCAGAGUGGAUCAUCGCAGAGCUUGCCUGCUACACGUAUUCUAUGGUGGUGGUCCCGCUCUAUGACACCCUGGGCCCUGGGGCUAUCCGCUACAUCAUCAGGACAGCCGACAUCAGCACCGUGGUCGUGGACAAACCUCAGAAGGCCGUGCUUCUGCUGGAACACGUGGAAAGGAAGGAGACUCCAGGGCUCAAGCUCAUCAUCCUCAUGGAACCAUUCGAGGAAGCUCUGAAAGACAGAGGGCAGGAGUGCGGAGUGGUCAUUAAGUCCAUGCAGGCUGUGGAGGAGUGUGGCCAACAGAAUCAUCAGGCUCCUGUGCCCCCGAAGCCCAGCGACCUCUCCAUUGUGUGUUUCACAAGCGGCACAACAGGGAGCCCAAAAGGUGCGAUGCUCACCCAUGGGAACGUGGUGGCUGAUUUCUCAGGCUUUCUGAAAGUGACAGAGAAAGUGAUCUUUCCGAGACAGGACGAUGUGCUCAUCUCCUUCCUACCUCUGGCUCACAUGUUUGAGAGAGUAAUCCAGUCUGUUGUCUACUGCCAUGGGGGACGCGUCGGCUUCUUCCAGGGAGACAUCCGUCUCCUCUCGGAUGACAUGAAGGCUCUGCACCCCACCAUCUUCCCUGUGGUCCCUCGAUUGCUGAACCGGAUGUAUGACAAGAUCUUCAGCCAGGCAGACACACCAUUAAAGCGCUGGCUCCUGGAGUUUGCAGCAAAGCGUAAACAGGCUGAGGUCCGGAGUGGAAUCAUCAGGAAUGAUAGUAUCUGGGAUGAACUCUUUUUUAAUAAGAUUCAGGCCAGUCUUGGUGGGUGUGUGCGGAUGAUUGUCACUGGAGCGGCCCCCGCAUCACCGACAGUGCUGGGAUUCCUCCGGGCGGCUCUGGGGUGCCAGGUUUAUGAAGGUUACGGCCAAACUGAGUGUACGGCUGGAUGUACCUUCACCACGCCCGGGGACUGGACCUCAGGGCAUGUAGGGGCACCUCUGCCCUGCAAUCAUAUCAAGCUCAUCGAUGUCGAGGAACUGAACUAUUGGACCUGCAAAGGAGAGGGAGAGAUAUGCGUGAGAGGACCAAAUGUGUUCAAAGGUUACUUGAAAGAUCCAAACAGGACAAAGGAAGCCCUGGACAGUGACGGCUGGCUUCACACUGGGGACAUUGGGAAGUGGCUGCCGGCAGGGACUCUUAAAAUUAUUGAUCGGAAGAAGCACAUAUUUAAACUUGCUCAGGGAGAAUAUGUUGCCCCCGAGAAGAUUGAGAACAUCUAUAUCCGGAGUGAGCCUGUAGCACAAAUCUAUGUCCACGGGGACAGUUUAAAGGCCUUUUUGGUGGGUGUUGUUGUGCCUGACCCUGAAGUCAUGCCCUCUUGGGCCCAGAAGAGAGGAAUUGAAGGGUCAUAUGAAGAGCUCUGUGCAAAUAAGGAGCUGAAAAAAGCCAUUUUGGAAGAUAUGGUGAGGUUAGGAAAACAGAGUGGACUCCAUUCGUUUGAACAGGUUAAAGCCAUUCACAUCCACUCUGACAUGUUCUCAGUUCAGAAUGGCUUGCUGACACCAACACUAAAGGCUAAGAGACCUGAGCUGAGAGAGUACUUCAAAAAACAAAUAGAAGAGCUUUACUCAAUCUCCAUGUGAAGUUCAAGGAAAGUUCUUCUCAGUAUAAUGGACUGUGUAGCAAUACUAUAGUUACUCUUGAAAGUAAUGAAUCAGAAUGAUGCAGCCGAAAAUGAAUAAGCACGUGACCUUAUGAUUGAGCCUUUUCCUGUCCCAAGAGGUCUUUAACAAUAUUUUCUCUAUCAUCACUGAGUACACUUUAUUUUUAUUAAAAUGAUAUUGUAACAAGCUGCUAAAAAUAUCACAGAUGGCAAUGUAAAAGACUUUUCUCAAGGACUGUGUACCACUAAAAGUAAUAUAUUCUCAAUGUUCACAGAACUCCUAUUAAACA
This is a messenger RNA of Zalophus californianus (California sea lion), 2746 nucleotides long. It is a transcript of the gene ACSL6, whose product is annotated as acyl-CoA synthetase long chain family member 6. Gene Ontology annotation, molecular function: arachidonate-CoA ligase activity. Gene Ontology annotation, cellular component: endoplasmic reticulum; membrane. NCBI's taxonomy places the organism in Eukaryota, Metazoa, Chordata, Mammalia, Carnivora, Otariidae. The transcript is spliced from 21 exons. The record is from RefSeq and is a predicted model, not a curated record. The coding region runs from base 268 to 2436 and encodes 722 amino acids. Gene Ontology annotation, biological process: very long-chain fatty acid metabolic process; long-chain fatty-acyl-CoA biosynthetic process; long-chain fatty acid metabolic process.